UGAAGAGCAAGAGAUUCACCUGGAGGAUGGCGAAGUGUAAAACAGACUGCAUCGAACGGCCUCUGUCUCUGGUCUUUCAAAAGCUCGGUUGUGUUGUUGGUAGACAUCCAUGUGUGUUUCUUUUAUUAGCUUUAUUUGUAGCUGCUGCCCCUGGAGCCGGUUUCAUCUUUCUUCAGGAGAGGAAGGCAAAUGAUAUUGAAGACCAGUUCACGCCCGUCAAUGGACCUGCCAAGCUGGAGAGAGCAUUUGUGGUGGAAAAUUUCCCACAAUCGGAAGAGUUUUCUCAGCUACGACUUUCAUCCGAUGGCACUUAUGCCUCUUUGAUCAUCACAGGCUUGCAUGGAGAAAAUAUAUUAACUGAAGCAGCUUUUAACGACAUUAUUGAGUUAGACAGGCAAGUGAAAAGUAUAGCGACAGGAAACACUUUUGAAAACCUCUGUGCCCAAACAAAGGAAAACUGUAUGUCAAAUCCAAUUUUAGACAGUAUAAAUUACAAUGCUACUGAAAUAGUUUCUUCAGCCAUAACAUAUCCGAUGAAUAAUGGCACAUUUUUGGGAACAAGUAUUGGUGGUGUUCAGCUAAAGCAAGAUAGCUCAGAGAUAUCGAGUGCAAAAGCGGUCAGGCUUUUCUAUUUCCUAGAUGAGGAGAAGACAAAGAAAAACUCUGAGUGGCUCGAUGGCUUUCUAAAACUCCUCUCAAACUACACACAACAGAAAACGGUCCAUGUGUCUUUCUUUACAUCAGUAUCAAGACAGAAUGAGUUGGAGACCAAUGCAGACUCUGUGAUCCCCCUCUUCUCUGUUACGUAUUUCCUGGCCAUUACCAUUUCAAUUCUGUCUUGUUUAAGGUUGGACUGUGUCAGGACGAAGGUGUGGGUGGCUGCAUUCGGCGUCAUCUCCGCCGGUUUGGCCGUGUUGGCCAGCUUUGGACUGCUGCUGUUCUGUGGAGUGCCGUUUGCCAUGACCGUGGCCACAGCCCCGUUUCUGAUUCUGGGUGUUGGUGUUGACGACAUGUUCAUAAUGAUCUCCUGCUGGCAGAAGACUGAAGUUGAUAAAGCCGUUGAGGUUCGCUUAGCAGAGACGUAUAAGGAGGCCGGCGUGUCCAUCACCAUCACCACACUGACGGAUGUGCUGGCGUUCUACAUCGGCCUCCUGACGCCGUUCCGCUCGGUUCAGUCUUUCUGCAUGUACACCAGCACAGCUCUUCUGUUCUGCUUCGUCUUCAACAUCACCUUCUUCGGCGCGUGUCUGGCGUUCAACGGGAGACGAGAGAAAGGCAACAGACACUGGCUGACCUGCAUGAGAGUCCCAGAAGCCACUGGUGAUGCUAAAGGGUGUUGUGUUGGUGGAGCUUAUGAUAAAAACACACGUAAGGAGUUUGAAAUGCCAAUGGAUUCAUUCUUUAAAAACUAUUAUGGCCCUUUUCUGACAAGAGUGUGGGUUAAGGUGCUUGUGUGCCUGAUCUAUGCUGGGUAUUUGGCAGUCAGUAUCUACGGAUGCUUCCAAAUACAGGAAGGUCUAGAUCUGAAACAUUUAGCGGCAGAUGGCUCAUAUGUUGCUGAUUACUAUGACAAUGAGGACGAAUUCUUCUCUGAUUUUGGUCCUAAUGUCAUGUUAGUUAUAAAGGAUGAGCAUUUCCAGUACUGGAACCCAACUGCUCGUGAAAGUCUUGACUUGUGUUUGGAAAAUUUUCAAAAUCUGACAAUGGCAGACUCAGACCUUCCACCUAUUUCUUGGCUUCAUGUAUAUGUGCAGUUUGGGAUGAAUUCUGGUUUUGAUGUAGACAAUGAAACACAAUUCAAAAGCCAUUUAACUGCAUUUCUUAAUUAUUCUGGUUUUAGCCAAGAUGUUAAUUUCACUAACAAUCAAAUUCAUGCAUCACGUAUGUUCGUUCAGACGGUGAACAUCCGCACUGCGAUCGAUGAGAAGAACAUGCUGAAUGUGUUUAGAGAAACCGCAGACGAAUGUGGGAAGUUGCAGACGCCUGUGGAUCUGAUAGUGUACCACCCCGCGUUCAUCUAUUUUGACCAAUAUGCCGUCAUCAUCACUAAUACGAUCCAAAAUAUAGUAGUUGCUACAUGUGCCAUGUUAGUUAUUUCACUCCUGCUGAUCCCGAACCCGCUCUGCUCUCUCUGGGUGACGUUUGCCAUCGCAUCUGUCAUUGUGGGAGUGGCCGGUUUCAUGGCAUUAUGGGAUGUUAGUUUAGACUCCGUGUCUAUGAUUAAUCUUGUUAUCUGUAUCGGGUUUUCUGUGGACUUCUCUGCUCACAUAUCCUAUGCUUUUGUGUCAAGUGAUAAAACGUCAGCGAAUGAGAAAGCCACGGAUGCCAUCACUAAACUGGGCUAUCCGAUCGUUCAGGGAGCCGUGUCCACUAUCGCUGGUGUGGUGGUGCUCGCGGCUGCUGAAAGCUACAUCUUCAUGACCUUCUUCAAGAUCAUGUUCUUAGUCAUUCUGUUUGGGGCCGUCCAUGGCAUCGGAUUCAUACCUGUGUUCCUGACCUUCCUCAGCACUUGUAGUAACAGUCGUGAAAAAAACAAAGAAAUUCUUCCAGAGUGCAGUGACACAAUCCGAUGGCGAGCCAAAGCAUUCGUGAUUCAGAAUCAAUGGUCUGCGGAUCCUGACUGUCCAUAGGCAUCAUGACAAGAGAUUUAUAAAAUGGAUGGAUGAACUUUUUUAUUUUUGCAUGAGCUUAGCUCUGUAUUACACUGUAUUUGUUUGA
Molecule: messenger RNA, 2718 nt
Organism: Sinocyclocheilus grahami
Lineage: Eukaryota; Metazoa; Chordata; Actinopteri; Cypriniformes; Cyprinidae
Product: patched domain-containing protein 3-like
Exons: 4
Coding region: 27-2630 (867 amino acids)
Cellular component (GO): membrane
Source: RefSeq, a predicted model, not a curated record